AUGAUCUAUCCAGCUUUACUCUCUCUAUCUCUUCUUGGUGGAACAGAGUCUCCUACUUCAACAGCCUCUGGUGGGGCUGAAAUGGUAGCAACUUCUGUUGGACCUGGGACCACUCAUGCUAAUGUAUCCUCAAAUUCACUUACCAGAAAGAGCCAACUGCGUGGCGAACUUAUGGCCUACAUGCCAGCCCCAUCCUCCAUGCCAUAUCCAACAAAGUGGACUACAAGAUAUAGACAACGAUACUUUUGGUGGCCAACCCUCCUGCGAACAUUUCGUAAUCGCAUUCAGACAUCUACUGCCCCUCUUGCUGAUUGCCCCUAUCUGCCAGUUCCUCUACAUCGUAGAAUUAUACGAGGCCUCGGCGAUCGCCGUGGUGUUGCUCAACAUGCAGACCGCACGUUGCACCUUGGCCAAGUCUCCACCUGGCACUACUGUAGGCGGCUGGUAAUUGAUGCCGACCUUGAAGCCAGUUGGGCACCAGUCGACAAACUAAAUACUGCGUUUCAUCUUAAUCACUGCGAUCGCGGCAUUUACAUCCUUGGGGAUGACGUCUCCGCUAUAGAGGAAGCAACAUGCCAUGUACUUUCCGUGACGGGGAUCACACUUGACCAUUUGGUUUGCGGGCUCGAAGCAGGAGUUAGUGAUCUCUUAUACUGUCAACUGCUCGUGAUAAGCCUUUUCGGCGGAAAUAACAGGAGGAUAUGUGGCCAGGGGGAAAUGGAUUCUAGGGUAUGGUACCAGAUUUGUCUGGAACUCUGUCAGGUCCACAAUCAAAGCGCCAUCAAAGCGGAGAGAGGCCGUUAUUGGACUUACUGUUUGGCCUAUCAGGCGGUCAGGACGGGUACUAUUCUAUUCUAUGCUAUUUUAUUCUAUUCUAUUUUAUUCUACUCAAUUCUAUUCUAUUUCUGCAGUCAUCCUUAUCAUUCAGGAAGUGGGCCGAUUUGUUGA
Messenger RNA from Protopolystoma xenopodis, 948 nucleotides. The record is from the annotation of a GenBank genome assembly. Lineage: Eukaryota; Metazoa; Platyhelminthes; Monogenea; Polystomatidea; Polystomatidae.